UCACACUCUCUCUCAUCUCGUCUCUGUGGCUCUGCGUUUCUCAGUUGUUAUGCUGGCUUGAGUUGUGUUUGAAGACGAAGGAAUGUCGAAGAAGAAGAACCCCUUGGUGUUUAUGGAUGUGUGCAUCGAUGGAGAUCCUGCUGAAAAAAUGGUUUUUGAGCUUUUCUUUGACCGGGCUCCCAAGACUGCCGAUAAUUUCCGUGCUCUGUGUACUGGAGAAAAGGGAAUCGGUCCAAAGAGUGGGAGACCUCUACACUACAAAGGGUCUUUCUUCCAUCGCAUUGUAAAAGGAUAUUACGCUCAGGGUGGUGAUUUUGUUAAAAGGAAUGGCACUGGUGGGGAAAGCAUUUACAGUGAGGAGGAGUUUCCAGAUGAGUCGUCCAAGCUAAAACACAAUGAACCUGGACUUCUUUCUAUGCCUGUUGCCACUCGUGACUCUUUAGGUUCUCAGUUUAUCAUCACCUUUGAAGCUAAUCACAGUCUCGACAGAAAACAUGUCAUUUUUGGGAAGCUAAGACAUGGAUGGGACGUUUUGAAAAGAAUAGAGAAUGCAGGUGACAUAGAUGGGAAUCCAACUGUGACAGUGAAAGUCAUCAACUGUGGGGAAUAUAGUGAAGACAACAAGAAAGUAAAAGCAGUAAAGGAAGCUUCUUCAGAUGCUAAUAGUCUUGAAGUGAAACGUAAGGGAAAACACAAGAAAUCUUCAAGAGAUAGAAGGAAGAGGAGAAGGAGGAGAUAUGAAUAUGAAUCAUCAACAUCUGAGAGUGACUCGGAUUCUGAAUCUGAUAGUGAUUCUGACUCUGAUGUGUCCUCAUCCUCUUAUGGUAGCUCUUCAGAUGAUGACAGACGUAAGAAAAGAAAGAGGUCAUAUAAAAGAGACAAGUAUAAACGUGUAAAAAGGAGGGAUAAGGGACGGGACAAUAAGCGCAGACGGCAUGGUAAGAGAUCUAAGAUCAGAUCAAGAAGGGCCUCGGACAGCCUUACAGAUACUGAGGGUGACAGUAACCCUGAAGAUGGUGGUCUUCAUGCUGAGAGGAAGGAUAAGAAGUCUAAAAAGGAGAUAUCUCAAAAAGCUGCUGGGAACCAAUCUUCUAUUGCAGUGGAUGGAGAUGCUUUGUCAAAUCACCACAACAACAGGGAGCAAGAAAUUGUGCUCGAGAAAGAAAGUGAAUUUCCCAAGGAGAAUGGAGAGCAGCGGAGCAAUGGCCUGCGAACAGAAGCUAAAUCUGACAAAACUACAGAUAGGCAACCGGACAUAGUUGAUGAUCACCCAGGCAAAUCUAGGAGCCGAAGCUUGAGUCCUAAAAGGAUCCUGAGUAAGAGUAUGAGUAUUAGUCCCAGGAGGAGUCCGGUCAAGAGUCCAAGUGUAAGUCCAAAGAGCCAGAGUUCAAGUGUUAGUAGAAGCCCUCCUCGCGCCUCUCAAAGGAGUAGAAGCUUCAGCAGGAGCCCUGUUAAGAGUGAUAGCAGUAGAAGCCCAGCAAGAGAUGUCAGCAGGAGUCCAGUGAAGAGUUGGAGGGGUAGAAGUGCAGUUAAAUCCCGGUCUCAAAGAACUAACAGUGAUAGUCCUGCAUCCCUACCCAGACAAAGUGUUAGCCCAAGCCCUCCUAGAAAAGUAUCUAAAAGAUCAAUGAGCAGAAGCCCUGUGAGAGCUUCAAGAAGCCAAAGCCCUGUUAGAUCUUCUAGAAGGAGUGCAAGUAGGAGCUCCGGUAGGGUCACUAAUAGGAAAAACAUUAGCCAGAGUCCUGUCAGGCCUGUGAGUGGAAAUCAUCGCAGUUACUCAAGGAGUCGAAGCCCGGUGCGCCGAGCUAGAACUCCUCCAUCUGAUAGGGAUAAGAGCUUGUCUAGAAGUGUUUCACCUGAUGGCUCACCCAAGCGCAUUAGAAGGGGACGGGGUUUCAGCCAGCGUUACUCUUAUGCACGGCGGUACAGAACGCCUUCAUUGUCUCCUGUGAGACCAUAUCGUUAUGGAGGUCGAAGUGAUCGGGACAGGUAUUCAAGUUAUAGAAGGUACUCUCCAAGGCGUUAUAGAAGCCCACCAAGAGCAAGAACACCUCCAAGAUACAGGAGCAGAAGAACCAGGUCUCCCGUAUCACGUAGCCCCCGUCGUGGUCGCCGCUACAGUAGGAGCCGUAGCCCCAUCCGGAGCCGCAGUCCAAUUCGAAGCCGCUCUCGUUCCCCAGUGGAGGUGGCUGCUCGGGUUGAGAGGCGCAGAUCUCCUUCAAGAAGCAGGAGCCCAUCAGCUUCAAGGUCCUCAGACUCACAAUCUCCAAGGCUGGCGGGCAAGAACAAAUCAAGGUCUUCAUCAGAAAGUCCGAAUGAGAAGAAGGGCCUGGUUUCUUAUGGUAAUGGUUCCCCAGACUCUGAGUGAAAGUUGACAUUGCCGCAGCGGGAGAUUUUUUUUCCACCGUUCCUGAAGCUAAUGCUCAGUAAUUUGGUUAUCAGCCAUAGCUUAGAAUAUUAAUAAUUGGCAUGUUUGAGCGUAUCUUUUGAGAAAUGAAUAACUUGGGUACUAUGACUAUAUGAGUAUGAGGCUGUGCGAUAAUGAUGUGAUAUUAUUGUAGCGGUUGGAAUUUAGUUCUGAGAAUGAUGCAUUGCAGGAAUAGUCGUAAUUCUAUGUCUUUUGUAAUUUGAGUUGCUUAUAUUAGACUCUGCAAGGUACUUUACAGAA
Argentina anserina (silverweed cinquefoil) is the source of this 2668-nucleotide messenger RNA. RefSeq names its product peptidyl-prolyl cis-trans isomerase CYP95. The transcript has 14 exons. Lineage: Eukaryota; Viridiplantae; Streptophyta; Magnoliopsida; Rosales; Rosaceae. Gene Ontology annotation, molecular function: peptidyl-prolyl cis-trans isomerase activity. Gene Ontology annotation, biological process: protein peptidyl-prolyl isomerization. The coding region runs from base 83 to 2368 and encodes 761 amino acids. The record is from RefSeq and is a predicted model, not a curated record.